Radiomyces spectabilis is the source of this 1508-nucleotide messenger RNA. RefSeq names its product nucleoporin Nup85-like protein. Bases 116 to 1405 code for a protein of 429 amino acids. The transcript is spliced from 8 exons. Gene Ontology annotation, molecular function: structural constituent of nuclear pore. Gene Ontology annotation, biological process: positive regulation of DNA-templated transcription; mRNA export from nucleus; protein import into nucleus. NCBI's taxonomy places the organism in Eukaryota, Fungi, Mucoromycota, Mucoromycetes, Mucorales, Radiomycetaceae. The record is from RefSeq and is a predicted model, not a curated record. Gene Ontology annotation, cellular component: nuclear pore outer ring.
GUCGCAACAUGACGGGAAACAAGAGCAGACUACCUACCAAAAAUGUCGACUUCUCUCCCGCUGAUUUCAACUUUCUCUCAGCCAAAAAGAGAAAAAAAACGUCAGCCAGUGAGUCAUGCUGUGCGAUACUUUGCCCUUAUUGGCACAGUCAUUGAAAACGAUUCGAGAUAAACCUGUAUACGCCGGACGUAUCAAGAAACUAUACGAGGCAUCCGCUCGCGUUUUUCGUUCAUUACACCUCCUUGACAAUCCGGUCCAUCGUGCUUCCGCCGUCGACGACAAUAAAACACGACCAUCCAAUACCAUUCGUACAGCAGCUGAAGCCUACACCCGAAUUCUCUAUGAUUACGUCUCUCGUCUGAAAUAUGAACGUGGCAAAGAAGCGUUAUCAGAACGAUUCAAGUUUCAAGAUAUCACCGCUGUCUGGCACCUUUUCGAGAUUACACUGUUGCGAGGCGACACUUCCGCAGUACAAAGUCGGCAACUCAUGGAUUGGCUCAAUAAAACGCAAAGAGCCGAUCUGUUAAAGUUUGAUAUCCAAGGCAUCUUCAACUGCUCCGAUCCUCUGAAUCAUCCAUUUUUCUGGCCAUACGUUUACAAGCUCGUUCUGCGGUCGGAAAUGGAUAGCUUAGUACAACUGCUACAUGUAGCUGAACGGCGAGCAAACCCAUCGCACGACUCACCGUGUCAUACACUAACAUGGAUCAUCACGCACAUGCCUUCUACACCAAAAUAUCGGCACAACACGGACGAUGAGGCUUUUCUCAGCGAAUUCGAUACAUGGAAGCAAGAACUUGCAAAGACACGACAAAAAUAUCAGUCCAUGUCGUUUUCCACUCCCCACUUCCACUCAAGUCUCUAUGCCCUAGACAUACUUUGCGGAAAUGCGGAUGUCAUACGAGCAUAUGCUUCCUCCAGUUUAGAGGCCCUGGUGGCCAUCCUCUACUAUGGUUACCCUUUAUCUACCAUCGAUACCAUUUACCAAGAAUAUCCUCUUCAAGAUGAAGUGAUGAUGGAAACCAGGUGGAAAGUGUUUGACAAGCUGUUUCAAGGCGAUGUCUAUGGCGUAUUGGAAGAAUGUACCGGUUUAGACCCAUGGUUGCUGGCUCAUAUGUGUGAUUUACUGGCGUUAUCGGGGCAAUUGACGGAACCUAUUUAUCUUCACAGCCAAGUGGACUUGUAUCGGCCGGUCAGUAUUCGCUCCUUUUUCAUCAUGGAAUAUGCUGCGUCUAUUUGCAGUCAAUCAAUAUGGCCUUACGCGUUUGAUUAUCUGCGCACGUGUAAUGAUAUCGGCCAAGAAUGCAUGAACGAGAUUAUCAAGUGGGUUCACCCCUCGGACGGGGGCGAAGAAAUGUUAUUACAACGGCUCUGCGAGGAAUAUGGUUUAAUACUAGACCGCUCGUGAUAUAAAAAAAAUGGUCUUCUUUUCAAAUGUAAAUAUCGAAUAACGUGUGAAUUUGAACACUUGUAAAAAAAUAAAAGUAAAGCCUUCGUUGGUGAAUGAAACA